UCGUGGAUAAAAAAAAGAGUGAAUCUCCUGAAAGUUGUGAUUGGAGGCCCACUGAGACAUCACGUGGUUUGGGUCGCUGACAGUAUAAACCCUUGGAGACGGGUGCGCACGUGGGUGACGCUGCAGGGCCAACCCUCUUCGGGGUCCCUUUUGUUGAACCAUCAAACAUAAGCACCUUUGUAGAUCCCGAGGGGUUCAGAUGAGAAACAGCUAUCAUCUUGUGCACGGAGCGAUCACUUCUCAGCUGCGCAACCAUGUCGAGGUCUUUUUACGUCGAUUCUUUAAUCAUCAAGGAUACGGUGCGACCCGGACCGGCCGAGCAUCCAGGACAAGACUUCCUUAUUCCCAUCAGCAUGCACUCUCCGAGCGUCAUGACGGUCACCGCUCCGGUGUGCCCGUCCAGGAAAAGCGGGACUUUCUGUGUUUGCCCGCUGUGCGUCACGUCCCACAUCCACUCGUCCCGCAGCGGCAUUCCCAUGCUGAAGAGUCAGUUUCCAGGAGCGGAGGCGCAGUACUGUCAGAGGAUGGCGCAUCAGCAGUCUCCGGCACUCGCGCACCCGGGACAUUCACCGGUCUGCACGCCCACCUUCAGCGUCACAGAUCCCAGGAGAUACCACUGUCUCUCUAUUGGCGCCUCUGAGAGCAGCCACAUACAGAAUGGCAAGAGGAUGCGCACGGCGUUCACGAGCACGCAGCUCCUGGAACUUGAAAGGGAGUUUUCCACGAACAUGUAUCUGUCGAGACUCAGAAGAAUCGAGAUCGCCACGUAUUUGAACCUGUCGGAGAAACAGGUGAAAAUCUGGUUUCAGAACCGCAGGGUGAAGCACAAGAAGGAGGGCAAAGCCACCCAGAGGAGCGCGCACAGCGGUUGCAAGUGCACAACCGGCCACACAGACUAUUCAAGGUCAGAGGACGAGGAGUCUCUAUCUCCGGCCUCUGCCGAGGAGGAGAAAGAGGUGUCACCCAUCUGAGAGAAAACGUGACUCCCAAACUUCCCGCUGCUGGCACUUCAUACAGGUUAUCACGCAACCUCCGGGCCAAAAACAAAAACUCCCGCAUGAAGCCCGAGAAGAAAAUUACUCUUCACUUCCAGUUGAUCCUACAUU
Molecule: messenger RNA, 1106 nt
Organism: Acanthopagrus latus (yellowfin seabream)
Lineage: Eukaryota; Metazoa; Chordata; Actinopteri; Spariformes; Sparidae
Gene: gsx2
Product: GS homeobox 2
Exons: 2
Coding region: 255-971 (238 amino acids)
Biological process (GO): regulation of DNA-templated transcription
Cellular component (GO): nucleus
Molecular function (GO): sequence-specific double-stranded DNA binding; DNA-binding transcription factor activity, RNA polymerase II-specific
Source: RefSeq, a predicted model, not a curated record